CGGCAAGGACAUGCGCCGUCCCUUUGUUUUGGUACGGCGAAGGUCCUGACGGGAUGUCGGAAUCAAGCGUUGGAAUCAGAGAUGUAACAUCAGUCCUACUUUUGCCGUUCAGCUGUACACAAUCACGGUUCGGAAAGAAAUCGGUAGUGCCUAGUGGCCCAUAGAUAGGUUGAGGAUGUGCUGGGAAUAGAUGCCGUUGUGAUGUAAGGCAGUCAGUGGAGGGAUAGUGAUUGGCGCCGUUGUGGAAUGGAUAAAUAGAGCGGCUCGUUGAAUAAAUAGCGAAAACAACGAAAGGUGUGAAGUGUCAUAGUGCGUGAGAUUCUGUUGUUUGUCGAAAGUAGAAAAAAAGUGGUGAGCAAAAUUCGAUAUGGGCACAUUUGAUCAAAGCAACGUUUCCAAACGGAAAUUAAAUAUAAAAGAGCGAAAAGAAACCGAGAAAAGUUGUUGAGUUCGAGCUUAACUGGAAGUGCAAAUCGUUAUCGUAAAGCUGUAGAAAAUUUCCGGAGUUGAUAAAUUGGAUUUAUGCUGCAAAACUGUCACCGCUGCUUUAACGGUUUACCGGCAGAGUGGAUUCCCAGUUUGGAGUAAUUGGAUAAACGUCAGCAUACCCAUUUGCUAGCAGGAAUACCGGAAAAAAAUGGAAAAGUUUGCGCCCAUACCAGCUGUGUAACCAAAUUGGAAUAGAACAAUCUAACACAGCAAAGAAAAGAGUGGCAAGGAUAAAAUUAAAAUGAUAAUACGGCUUUCGUUGGCCAUUGUGCGGCGAGAAACAGAAACUGUGCUAGAUUGUAUUCAUAAUCCGCCUCCGAGACGAUACGAAAAAGUGCCAAAGUAGUGUUAUGGAGAGCGUAAUCGUAUUUUAUAAUCCAAACACGUUUUGUGGACUAUGUCAAAUAUAGCAACCGAUGUGAAAAUUUCAAACAAUCAACGCAAAGUGAUAACAAGUGAAGCAGUGAGUAAAGCAAUCUUCGUUGCUUUGUGGAAGAUUAAUAACAUCAAAGAUUGAAUUAUGAUAAACACUGUUUACUUCCUGAGUUUAUCGAGAAAUUUAAAUUGUCUGUUUCGAAGCUGGAUUAUUACGCUGUACUUUCUCCAAGGGUACCCAUCGCUACAAACCGGAAUGAUAUCGUACAAAGGCAACAGUGAUAAGUUCUUUCGGACAGCAUUUUUCCUUCUUUCGCCUCACGUUCCGGGUGACAAGGAUAGUAGUAAGGAUAAUAGUGAUAACCAGAAUAUUUUAGAAAGUGGUGAUAGUGUUGAGAUGGAAUCCAGUGUGUUCGAUUUUGAUAGCGAGAGCGAAGAUUUACUUAAGUACUACAAAACACCGAUGCAGUUUGGAACGGGAAACUCGACGGUGAUUACAUCGCAGGUGGGAUCGACAGCACACAUUCCCUGCAGGAUACAUCACAUUGGAGAAGGCGUGGUGUCGUGGAUCAGGCGAAAGGACUAUCAUCUGCUGACGGUUGGGCUGACGACUUACAGCAGCGACGAGCGAUUCAGUGCCACACAUCUGCAAAACUCCGAGGAUUGGACGCUGCAGAUAAAAUUCGUGCAGGACCGGGACGCCGGAUGGUACGAGUGCCAGGUUUCAACACAUCCACCGACGUCCAUCUUCCUGGAGCUACGGGUAGUGGAAGCACGAGCCGAGAUAGUUGGACCGCAAGUUAAGUACUUGACACCUGAUUCGACGCUGAAGUUAAUAUGUCGCGUUGUGCAGAGCACCGAAGCAUCUGCGUUCAUAUUUUGGUAUCACAAUAAUCGGAUGAUAAACUACGAUGUCGAUAGGGGUAUCAACGUGUCGACGGAAGCAGACUUUCACUAUUCGGAGCUCACUAUCAAUCACGCUGGCAAGGAGCACUCCGGAAAUUACACGUGUGUUCCCAGUAACUCGCAACCAGCAAGCGUUGUUGUACAUAUAUUUAAAGGUGACCAUCCUGCUGCAAUGUAUCACGAGCACCGUAGUUCUUCCACGAUUCCAUACCGGGAUGGGCGAACCCUGUUCGGACUGGUGCUACUCAUAGAAAUGUUGUCCUUUUCAACGAUGCUCUAUUGAAAAGUUGUUUCUGGCCUGGUUUAUUUGCAAAAUUCAGAGAAACCACGCGAUGAACACCAAUCGUUUGUAGUUAGGGAUAAAGUUUGGAGGGGUGUUUAGGAAAAGUUUUUAUUUUGCGAUUCAGUUGAGCAAAGGGAAAUCCAGAUUAUUAAAGCAACAACUUUUGGUUCAUUUGACGUAAUGGAAAUAAUGAUGGCGGAGAGAGAGGAGCUUCCCUUUUUCCACUUUUAACGAUGAUCAGAAAAGUUGAGUUUGGAACGUGACAGUUUAUUAAUGUUUUUGGAAUUUUUACUACGUUUCGUGAAUGUUAUUUUGUGGUAUACAUGCAUAUUUUAUACAAAGAAAUGAGUUGUCAAUGCUAUCAGAUAUCACUUCCUUGCAUAAAUCUUACCAUGUCU
Messenger RNA from Aedes albopictus (Asian tiger mosquito), 2451 nucleotides. RefSeq lists its product as uncharacterized. The transcript has 8 exons. Bases 1010 to 2053 code for a protein of 347 amino acids. Gene Ontology annotation, cellular component: neuron projection membrane. Lineage: Eukaryota; Metazoa; Arthropoda; Insecta; Diptera; Culicidae. The record is from RefSeq and is a predicted model, not a curated record. Gene Ontology annotation, biological process: synapse organization.